AUGGUGAUGCUGCUGCUGGUUUCCGUGGUAGCACUGUGGAUGCUUCCCCGGGAAGUCUGUGCGUGGGUACCUCCCAUCUCGCCCGAUAGACAACUCAAUACAGAAUGGGAGUCGGUCCAUGACAUGAGGAGACGAUUGCAGGUCUCGUCCAACUACACACCGUCGGCAUUGCAUGCCGAAAGUUGCCGCCAUUUCACAGACGCACAAUGUCAAAGUGCCGAUCAGGCCAUGCGGGCACACGCACAAAAACAACGGCACAAAUACUCCCUCUACGGUCAAGCCGGAAAUCGACAGGGCACCACCGUCAAAGUACUGGUACUGCUACUCACAUUUACCGAUCAUACCAAUCGUCCCAAGGUGGCCAAGGCGGAUAUUGAAAAUCGAUGGAAGUCGUUGGUCAAGGACUGGUUCCGCGUCAACAGUCACGGCAACUACAACAUUGAUCCCUACGUCACCGAAUGGAUUGUCACGGACAACUCGGAAUCCCACUAUGCUGCAGGGCAAUCGGGAUUCACCACGGACCUCCACAGAAUGGCAUGGCCUGCUUUGAAUCAGUUGGAUAGAACUGCUGGGUGGAGUUGGCAAGACUUUGACCAAGAUGGGGACAACGAGUUGGACAGUGUCAUCAUGAUCCACAGCGGUUAUGAGGCUUCCAUUACGGCCAAUGAUCAAUAUGGGACUCCCUAUGCAAACCGCAUUUGGGCGCAUGCGUAUGCACUGGGGUCCAGUGAAACAUCCUGGACGUCUCAAGAUGGCUCCGUAUCCAUGAAAGUGUACACCGUCGCAUCGUCCUUGGAAGGCUUGACGGGGACAGAUAUUGCCACCAUUGGAGUGACCUGUCAUGAAUACAUGCACACCUUUGGAUUGCCGGAUUUGUAUGACCUUUCGGACCGGACACUUCCCGGAAUUGGGGAGUUUGGCAUCAUGGCAUGGCCCUAUGGUCCCAAUGAUAAUGGGAAUCUUCCUGGACAUUUGAAUGCCUGGAGUCAAAAGGAAGUGGGGUGGCUGGCACCAACUGUCAUUCAGAAUGAUGGAAUCUACACAUUGGAGCCGCUGGAACAAAACUCGAAGGCAUAUGAAAUCACCCUCAGUGAGUUUGGCUCCAUUAGAGAAAACCUGCUGUUUGAGAACCGGCAACCGCUGGAGUUUGAUGCAGAUUUCAAGGGAGCUGGCCUUGUGAUCUAUCACAUUGAUAAUUCUGUCAAUGGUCAAACCAAUUUGGGAUAUCCUGGCCAAUCUGGGUGGCCAGAGAAUGGCUUGCACUAUGAAGUUGCUCUGUUACCAGCAGAUGGAUACUAUGAUUUGGAAAGGGGAAACAACCGAGGUGACGCUGGUGAUAUCUGGCAACCAGGACAAGAGCUGGGAUCUGGACAAGGCAAUACAGUCUUCCCCAACACAGAUGUCUACUCGGGUGGCUUUGUCUUUGAAUCAGGGUACACAAUAAAAGUCUUGGCAAAUGAAGGCCAAAAUGUCAGGUUUGAAGUCAUUGGUGUGGGCCCAGCCAUAACACCCAGUCCUACCCCAGGGGCAACAACAGCACCACCUUCUCCUGCUCCGACUACGGCAAAGCCUACAGCUAGUCCUACCAAGACCCCAACAACAGCACCACCUUCUCCUGCUCCGACUACGGCAAAGCCUACAGCUAGUCCUACCAAGACCCCAACAACAGCACCACCUUCUCCUGCUCCGACUACCGCAAAACCUACAGCUAGUCCUACCAAGACCCCAACAACAGCACCACCUUCUCCUGCUCCAACUACAGCAAAGCCUACAGCUAGUCCUACCAAGACCCCAACAACACCACCCCCUUCUCCUGUUCCAACUACUGCAAAGCCUACAGCUAGUCCUACCAAGACCCCAACAACAGCACCCCCUUCUCCUGCUCCAACUACAGCAAAGCCUACAGCAAGUCCCACAAAAGCACCAACAACAUCACCACCUUCCCCUGCUCCAGUCACGGCAGGCCCAACAGCCAGCCCAACAAAAAAACCAACAACAUCACCACCUUCCCCUGCUCCAGUCACGGCAGGCCCAACAGCCAGCCCAACAAAAAAACCAACAACAUCACCACCUUCUUCUGCUCCUACCACAGCAAGCCCAACAGCCAGUCCUACACUUGCUGCAACAACAGCAGCUCCUUCGUCAUUGCCAACUACAGGCGGCCCUACUGUUAGUCCAACAAGAAUCCCAACAACGUCACCACGAACUGGUGCCCCUGCGACUUCUACUCCUUCAGCAAUUCCGACAACAGGAGCAACCACAGGGUCACCGUCUGUUGCUGCUACGUCAGGGAUUCCUUCAUCAGGAGCAACGUCAGUGACGCCUUCUGUUGUUGCUACUACCGUCACUCCUACCCUGGGCACUACUUCAUUUACACCUUCCAUUGUUGGCACAGGUGCAACAUCAAUGAGACCUUCCACUGCUACUACUACAACGAAUCCUUCACUGGGAGCAACAUCAGUAACACCAUCCUUUGUUGGCACAGGCGCAGUCUCGAUGAGACCUACAUCUACUGCUACUUCAAUUUAUCCUUCACUGGGAGCAACAUCAGUGACGCCAUCUUUUGUUGGGACUGGCACUGUUUCAAUGAGACCUACUUCUACUACCACUUCAAUAUAUCCCUCACUUGGAGAAACAUCAGUGACACCAUCCUUUGUGGGGACUGGUGAUGUUUCACCUAGACCCACAUCUGCUGGUACUACAUUGAAUCCCUCUAUGAGCACAACAACAGCAGCACCCUCUGGAGCCGCCACCACAGUGAGUCCAACAUUAAGGGCAACAUCAGUGUCCCCUUCUUUAGUUGGGACAUCGGUAUCCCCUUCACUUGUUGGGACAUCAGUGAGUCCUUCUACAACUCCGCCAGCACCCCAACCUUCCCCUUCCCCAACAUCAAAUCCACCAACAAUCCAACCAUCCAUAGUCACUGCAAUGCCGACCAAAGCACCAACGACAAAUGCACCCAGCAAAGUCCCAACUAAGACGCCAACAACUCCAAAGCCAACAGCGUUCCCCCCGCCACCACCAAAUCAACAUCAAGCAGUCCGUCCUUUCCCGCCAUUUUGGUUUGGUAAUGGAAGGGAGUCUCCGCCAACACAAGUACCAGGCAAUGUCUUCAAUACACCACCAAGGGAGUCUCCACCAACACAAGUACCAGGCGGUGUUUUCAAUACACCACCAAGAGAACCAACUGCAGUUCAUCAUGCAAAUGGGCUUCUUGACACCUCGGCACAAGAUGGCUUAGUAGAUACAGACGGGGAAUUCAUGGAAGAGUCUGUGGGGGUCACAAGACCUCCAGGAUCUGUUAGUGGCGCACCUGUAUCCAACGAGCCUCCUACCUCUGAGGCUGGAUCUCGCGAAGAGCCCGUUCUUAUUGCAGCCGGCACCUUCGCAAGACAUCCAUCAUCUGCGGGAACAGGACAAGACGAUGUCACUGGCACCAGAGGAAGACCUCCCGUGUUUUAUGCUAGUGUUGAAUACUCCACCGCCAGCCCUCAUGCCAAAGCCAUCUCAUGCCUCCGGUGGUCUGUCUUGUUUACCGCUUCAACCACCCUGGUGCUGUCGCUGUCAGCGGGUGUGACCUUGCGAUAG
Molecule: messenger RNA, 3588 nt
Organism: Seminavis robusta
Lineage: Eukaryota; Bacillariophyta; Bacillariophyceae; Naviculales; Naviculaceae
Source: the annotation of a GenBank genome assembly